Messenger RNA from Acanthopagrus latus (yellowfin seabream), 2474 nucleotides. It is a transcript of the gene agpat9l, whose product is annotated as 1-acylglycerol-3-phosphate O-acyltransferase 9, like. The coding region runs from base 292 to 1635 and encodes 447 amino acids. The transcript is spliced from 14 exons. Gene Ontology annotation, cellular component: endoplasmic reticulum. Gene Ontology annotation, molecular function: glycerol-3-phosphate O-acyltransferase activity. NCBI's taxonomy places the organism in Eukaryota, Metazoa, Chordata, Actinopteri, Spariformes, Sparidae. Gene Ontology annotation, biological process: triglyceride biosynthetic process. The record is from RefSeq and is a predicted model, not a curated record.
GUGAGUGUUCAGCCUGCACUCCCCUGUCUGUCCACGCGGGGCGCUGCUGUGCUCCGUGAACUUUGUUCCAGUGUCUGACGGGCGUGUUUGCUCUCUGAGCCUGUCCUCUGAGUCGAGUUACUCCUCAGGGAGGAAAGGACAUGGACUUAAGUUUGACAGGAUGGAUCUACUUUGGUGAGAGUACGGAUACCUGACGAGAUAAAGCACCUUUCCUCCCCCCACAGUACAGGGCGACACUACAUCUGAGCCACAGGACUGUUCUUGCGCACCUCAGGGCACAACGUGGAGAAGAUGGAGGACUUCUGGGCGGGAGCACUCUGGACGAUGAAGAUCUGGCUGUACCUGAUCGUCGGCCUCAUCAUGAUCCCAGCCAUGUUUGGCUUCUCACUGGGCAUCUCUGAGACCUACAUGACCAUCCUGGUCAAAACCUUAGAGUGGGCCACUCUGAAGAUCCAGAAGGCACAUGCUGAUGAGCAAACACUCAAAACCUCUCCAUCUAAUGGUCUCAUCCAGAGGGAAGAUGGCUCUAUGGAGAAAGAGUUAGAGGAGCUUAGACGCAGUCGCAAACCCAAACCACUCGUAGGAGGUGAUUUUAGCCUCAGUGACUGUUUCUAUUUCAGCCGGAGAGGAAUUGAGAGCAUCAUAGAGGAUGAGGUGACCCAGCGGUUCACGUCGGAGGAGCUGGUGUCCUGGAACUUACUGACACGCACCAACAAUGACUUCCAGUACAUCAGCCUCAGACUGACGCUGGUCUACGGCCUCGGCAUCUUUGUGAGAUACUGCAUCCUCGCCCCUCUCAGGAUAACACUGGCCUGCAUCGGUCUCACCUGGUUGGUCAUAGGAACAUCUGCAGUGGGAAUACUUCCAAACUGGCGGAUUAAGUUCUGGCUCAGCGAGUGGGUCCAUGUGAUGUGCUACAGGAUCUGUGCUCGAGGACUCUCCGCCACCAUCCGUUAUCACAACAGGGAGAAUAAGCCCAAAAAAGGAGGAAUCUGUGUCGCCAAUCACACAUCUCCCAUCGACAUUGUGAUUCUCUGCAACGAUGGGUGUUACGCUAUGGUGGGUCAGGUUCAUGGAGGUUUGAUGGGAGUCGUCCAGAGAGCCAUGGUGAGGUCCUGUCCUCACGUCUGGUUCGAGAGAGCCGAGAUGAAAGAUCGCCACCUGGUGACCAAAAGGUUGAAGGAUCAUGUGAAUGACAAGACAAAGCUUCCCAUAUUGAUAUUUCCAGAGGGAACCUGUGUCAACAACACAUCCGUCAUGAUGUUUAAAAAGGGAAGUUUUGAAAUCGGAGCGACGAUAUACCCAGUGGCCAUUAAGUAUGACCCAAAGUUUGGAGAUGCUUUCUGGAACAGCUCCAAGUACAGCAUGGUCAGUUACCUGCUGAGGAUGAUGACGAGCUGGGCCCUCGUCUGCAACGUCUGGUACCUGCCAGCCAUGCACCAACAGGAGGGCGAAGAUGCUGUCCAGUUUGCCAACAGAGUUAAGUCGGCCAUCGCUCACCAGGGAGGCCUGCUGGAUCUCCAGUGGGAUGGAGGCCUGAAGAGAGCCAAAGUGAAGGAGUCAUUUAAAGAGCAGCAGCAGAAGCAGUACAGCAGCAUGGUGGUGGGAGACGACAGCAGCAGCAACAGUGACUGAGGUCUCCCACAGCACACUGUACAGAUCCCUGUUUUUGGAGAAUGUCCACUGGAAACAGGCCACUCUCCUCCAGUAUGUUCCCAUCAGCUGGACAUUUCAGGGGAGCACUGCCAAGUGGACUUAAAACACAAUGUGAAACCUUAGGUACAUCUAAGAGGAGGAGAGUCUCAGUGAUUCACAGCAAACACAAGUGCAAUAUGAACUUUAUGAGAAGCUGAGCUGAGCUCUCUGUUUUAACCGCUGCUGAAAAUACCGUGGCUGCUGUUUUGAUUGAAUGAUAAUGCUGAGAUAAUGCUUUGAAAGAAAUGUGUGAUCGCAGAAAAAAAAACACUGGAUCCAUGAAUGUCUCUACUCCAGGGGUAUCUGACAUCGCUGUGUUGGUCCCGGACCAUCCUCUGAAAUUAUUAAAACCCAUAUCUGGAUGACGCCGUCAUGGCUGAAUAUGUUAGGUGUAGAACUCUCGUAUCUUGAAACAUAUCUUUAUACUGUUCACUUAUAAUUUUACACUUUAGUUAAUUCAUUAUUUUCUACUUCUUUUCAGUUUUCUGUCACUGUAGGUUUUAAGAAAACAUGGUUUGGGUUCAUAUAGACACUUUCACAAAGUUGAACACAUGUUAGAAAAGAUAACUUCACCUCACUUCUUUUUCCCGGAGACACAAAGCAAUAACAUUACAAAACACGACUGGUCUGUUGAAAUGCUGGUCCAAGAGCAGCAUUAGAGAUGAUAGUCCAGGAAAAACCCCAACACGGCGAUAUCAGACAGCCCCUACUCUCACAGUUGACUCAUUCAUGUGCCGUUCAUUGUUUUAUUUUUAAUAAAUCUUUGUUUACAAUUUUAA